This is a messenger RNA of Fraxinus pennsylvanica, 732 nucleotides long. The record is from the annotation of a GenBank genome assembly. Lineage: Eukaryota; Viridiplantae; Streptophyta; Magnoliopsida; Lamiales; Oleaceae.
AUGACAUCCCGGACAUUGAGAAGAAGGCUCCACCACGGAGAUGUUGACGGUAGAAUAAACGAGCAUUUGGAGACUUCUGGAUUUGAUUCUCUAGACGAGCCAUUACUAGGAAAUCGAGAAUAUGAUGAUGUGCACUCUGAGGGCUAUUUACUUGGUGAAAUUUUGGAUGAUGGGCGGCAUAAAGAACAUGUGCAUUGGACAAUGCUCUUUUCGCAUAUAAUCGCUCAAUGGGCGCAGUGGUUAGCAAAUAUUGUCCUCGGAUCUGGGUCAUUUAUUGGACGGCUUUUGCCACUUGUAUCGGGCACUCAAAAUGGGCCAAACGGGAAGAUCUCGCCCCCUUUACUUAGUCCCUUACAGGAAGCAAGACUCAAAUAUCUAAAGCAAAGGCUGGCAGUUCCUUUUGAUGGUUCUUUUUUGGAUCAUCAGGAUGCACUUAAACAAUUGUGGAGGUUAGCUUACCCUGAUAGAGAACUCCCAGCAUUGAAAUCAGAGCUCUGGAAAGAGAUGGGAUGGCAGGGAUCUGAUCCUUCAACAGAUUUCAGGGGUGGAGGAUUCAUAUCAUUGGAGAACCUUAUCUUCUUUGCCAAGACUUAUCCGGAAGCGUUUCAAAAUUUGUUGUACAAGAGAGACGGAGACAGGUCAGAAUGGGAGUAUCCUUUUGCUGUAGCUGGCAUCAAUAUUUCUUUUAUGCUGGCUCAAAUGUUAGAUCUUCAAUCAGGUAUUAAAUUUUAG